CAUCAGUCGGUAAUCGUAUCAUCAUCAUAGCAGCAGCAACAGCAGCAGCUUCAAUUCCAUUUACCAUUUUCGUUUGGACGCCAUUAGCGAACAAUAAGUUGUAUCAGUUGUAAUUCGAUGGUGUAUAUCAUCAUAUAACAUCUAAGUCAUCAGCGAAUAAAAUUUAUUUUAAUUUACAACAAUGGCUAGCAUGCCUGAAUUGGGUUCUAAGAUUAGUCUUAUAUCGAAAUCAGAUAUUAGAUAUGAAGGCCAAUUAUAUACCGUAGAUCCGAACGAAUGUACAAUUGCCUUAGCCAAUGUGCGUUCAUAUGGAACAGAGGAUCGUCAAGGACAAUUUGCAAUUCCACCGCAAGAAGAGAUUUUCGAUUAUAUUUUGUUCCGUGGAUCAGACAUCAAGGAUAUUCGCGUUGUUAACAAUGUACCACGUGUUCCACACGAUCCAGCUAUUAUGCAAAUGCAUGUGUCGGCCCAAAGUCAACCAAAUUUUCAGCCGCAAUUUUCGAUGCCGGUGAUGCCACAUGUUGGUGGACAAGUUGGUCCAUUUGAGGGUUCUAAUAAUCAACCAGGUCCAUUUAGUUCGAUAUCAACUCCAAAUGCACAGGGUGGACAAUUGCCGCAAGGUACACCUGGAUUACCGUUUAACCAACAACAACCAUCUCAACAACAGCAAACGCCUCAACAGCAAUCGAACGGUGGCCAAUCACAGCAACAACAACAGAACAACCAACAACCGCAACAGAAAAAUUCCGUUCUUGAUUUAAUCGGUGGAUCUCGUUCAACAACACCUGUUAGUUUGAAUUCACGUAAGAGUCCAACAGCCGAAAUGGGAGUUCAAGUUAAUCAAAAAGACGGCACACGACGCAACAAUAAUCGUGGACCACAAGGUGGCCGUUUAGACAGUCAAGGAUCGCAUGAAAAUAGAAAUCAACAGCGCAACAAUCAGUAUCAAGGUAAUAAUAACCAGAACCGAGGCGGUAAUUGGGGUAACCGUAACAACAAUCAAAAUUUACGCAAUAAUCAACGACCACAAAGACGUCCAGGUCUUCAUCCGCAGCAGACAUUCCGCCAAAAUCAGAACAGUAAGGGACGUCCAAAAACCACAAUUAAGUUUGAAAGUGAUUUUGAUUUUGAACAAGCAAAUACAAAAUUUGAAGAGAUGCGCUUAUCAUUAGCCAAAUUGAAGGUGGGCGAAGAAGCCAAACCUGAGCAGGUUAACGGUGAGGCUGAAAAGAAGGACGAUUCGGGCAACGAGACCGGUGCUGGUGAACAAGAGCAAGAAGAAGACGAUGUCACUGUUGGAUAUGACAAGACGAAGUCAUUCUUUGACAAUAUUUCAUGCGAAGCAGCAACAGAUCGGAAGGGUAAAAAUCGUACUGAUUGGCGCCUUGAACGUAAGCUUAACAGCGAAACAUUUGGUGUGUCAUCUGCACGUCGCGGAGGCUUUUAUAACUAUAACCGUGGCCGACCGGGCGGUAACAAUGGCAACUAUUUCAAUAACCGUAAUAACGGCUACCGAAACAACGGUUACAAUGGCAAUAAUGGUGGUUAUCGUGGCAACUUCCGAAACACACGCAAUUACAACAAUCAGCGAAACCAAAACCAAGGCAACAACCAACAAGAAAAUAAUCCAACCACGAGUCUUCCACAAGAGAAGCAAACACCCACUCAGCAAUCUCAGCCGGUCACAGUUCAAGCACCAGCCGUUUCAGCUGGCGGAAAAUAAAAAUACUCCACACAUCCACACACACCAUUCACCAAACCUUCAUGAGUACCAAUGCAAAAUAAAACAUUUUAAAACGCGAUACGAAUUGAAGGAUUUUUAUGCAGCCGCCAAGAACAGAUAUAUGGAAUGGAGACAUGGAUUGCAUGAUUUACAAUACUAUUACGCGUAUAUAUUUUUUAAUUAAACAAUUUAUCCACUUACCAUUCUCCCACCACAUAAAUGAAGAUGAAACAAACGAGCCCCAAUUUUGUGGGCCCACCCAAAAUCUUCUUUGAUAAGCAAAACAAAACAAAACAAAAUUUAACUAGUGAGAAAAAGAUACACAAAAAGAAAGAAUUAUAUAGUAAACGAUAGAUAAACAUCGAUCUAAUUUCAUAUGCACAAAGAAAAACAAAAAUGAUUUUUAAAGGAAAACAGAACAGCAAAUUAAAAAUCGAUCGUCAUUGAAUCAGAUUUUGCUGAUCACAUAUGCAAAAAAGUAAAAAACAAAGCUGUGCGAAUUUUAAAUAUUAGAGAAUCAAUUGAAUUUAUAAAUUGUCAAUAAUUAAAGAGAGAAAACAGAAAGAAAACACAUUGAAACAAAAUGAUAAUUGAUUUAGUGAUAAAGGGAAAAAAUAGGGAUAAAUAACUAAAUAGGAAAAAAAGAUGUGAAAAGAGAACUAUGAUUAUAUAUGUACAUUUAGUUGAACUAAAUUAUGUGUGCUGGGUACGUAUUCUCAUCAAUUUCAAUGAAACAACUACACACACAUACACACAGGGAAACAUUACAUUUUCCAAACGAAAUAACACCCAAACUCACACACACACAUUUCACCACAAUAAAUUAUAACAGAAAGUAAAACAAAUUCAAAAGAAAGAAAAGUUAAAUAAAAUGCAUCCAUCAACGAAA
Contarinia nasturtii (swede midge) is the source of this 2612-nucleotide messenger RNA. Its product is annotated as protein LSM14 homolog A-like. Gene Ontology annotation, biological process: P-body assembly; cytoplasmic stress granule assembly. Gene Ontology annotation, cellular component: P-body. The record is from RefSeq and is a predicted model, not a curated record. NCBI's taxonomy places the organism in Eukaryota, Metazoa, Arthropoda, Insecta, Diptera, Cecidomyiidae. Bases 182 to 1723 code for a protein of 513 amino acids. Gene Ontology annotation, molecular function: mRNA binding. The transcript is spliced from 8 exons.